Messenger RNA from Boleophthalmus pectinirostris (great blue-spotted mudskipper), 1990 nucleotides. RefSeq names its product retinal G protein coupled receptor b (gene rgrb). The record is from RefSeq and is a predicted model, not a curated record. Gene Ontology annotation, biological process: G protein-coupled receptor signaling pathway; phototransduction; visual perception. The transcript is spliced from 8 exons. The coding region runs from base 180 to 1064 and encodes 294 amino acids. Gene Ontology annotation, molecular function: G protein-coupled receptor activity. NCBI's taxonomy places the organism in Eukaryota, Metazoa, Chordata, Actinopteri, Gobiiformes, Gobiidae. Gene Ontology annotation, cellular component: membrane.
GUCGGUUUUUUGCGCUUGUUAAGACAUUCCUGCGCGGAUUGCGACAGGGUUUCAGCGCAGAUUAGCGGUUUCACGUGAAAGAGCCUUUAUAACGCGUCUCCCGUGCGGACUCUGCGCUAACAGGAGUCGUGUUUGCGCCGUGUGUGGAGCGGGUUUUUUUGGGGGACUAAGGAUUCGCGAUGGCAGCCUACGCGUUACCGGAGGGAUUCGCGGAGUUUGACAUGUUUCUGUUCGGCACCGCGCUGCUCGUCGGAGGGGUGCUCGGUUUCUUCCUGAACACCAUCUCCGUCCUGUCCUUUAUCUCGGUGAAGCAGAUGAGGACUCCCAGUAACUUCUUUGUGUUUAAUUUGGCUUUGGCCGAUCUCAGUCUGAACAUCAACGGACUGACCGCAGCCUACGCCUCCUACCUCAGACAUAGUCCCUUCAUGUGUGUGUGUGUGUGUAUGCACGGGUUCCAGGGGAUGAUCUCUGUACUCGCCUCCAUCAGCUUCAUGGCCGCCAUCGCCUGGGACAGAUACCACGUCUACUGCACACGGCAGAAGUUGUUCUGGAGCACCACAGUCACCAUGAGUGUUCUGAUCUGGCUCUUGUCUGUGGCCUGGGCCGCGGUGCCUCUGUUUGGUUGGGGCGUCUACGACUUUGAACCAAUGAAAACCUGCUGCACCCUGGACUACAGCAAAGGAGACAGGGACUACAUCACGUACAUGUGGAGUCUGGUCGUCCUGUAUCUGGCCUUCCCCUCCUUCACCAUGCUCUCCUGCUACGACUCCAUCUACAAGUACUUCAAGAAGAUACACAACCAGAAGUUCAACACGUCCCUCCCUCUCCAGACGAUGCUGAUGUGCUGGGGGCCGUACGUGCUCAUGUGUGUGAUCGCCUGCUUCACCGACGUCACCGUCAUCUCGCCUAAAAUCAGAAUGGCUCUUCCGGUCAUCGCCAAAACCAACCCGAUCUUUAACGCUCUCAUCUACUCUUUCCACAACGAGUAUUAUCGUCCUGGAGUCUGGAACUUUCUGACGGGACAGAAGAUCCCCGAGGCUGUGGAGGGAAAGAAAGGAAAAUGAAAAGACGAGAAGAUGAGAGGAUGAAGCGAUGAAGCGAUGAAGAGUUGUGUUGUGUGUAUUAUACUCUGUUAGUGUUGGACUCAAAGCAGAACUCAGACACUCGUUUUUCAUGUUACACUUUAACGUCGUCAAACUCCAACUGUUUAGUGUUUUUCGUGAUGGAAACGGUUUAAAAUAAUAAUAAUGAUAUUAACACUGAUGCCUUUAAUAAUGUCUUACGUUUGUAUUGUCCUUACUGUGACCCGUGGCCACAGCUGCCCCGGGACAGACUGACAAAAGCGCCGUCAAUCCCUCCAACUACUGCUAAUCUCACAUUCCCGGUAGAAAAAGUAGAGUGACGUGUCUUGCUCGAAGACACGACACCAGCAUGCUUUCGUCGGGCUUUUGUACGGAAGCCGAGAGGGGUCACGACGAACGCGAACGCCGCAACAAAUACAAAUGCGACGACACAACAAAAAGCCACAACACGCCAAAAAAAAGCCACAACGGAAAUGACCGCGGGACUCUGUUUUAAUGCAAACGCCGCAACAAAUGCAAACGCCACAACAGAAACGCAAAUGUCGCAACACAUUAAAAAGCCACAACACUAAUACAAAAGCCACAGCACAUUAAAAAGCCACAACACACCAAAAAAAGCCACAACACACCAAAAAAAGCCACAACAGAAAUGACAGCGGGACUCUAUUUUAAUGCAAAUGCCGCAACAAAUACAAACACCACCACACAAACGCAAAUGCCACAACACAUUAAAAAGCCACAACACAUUAAAAAGCCACAACGGAAGUGACCGCGGGACUCUAUUUUCUGACGGACCGAUCAAGCGGCAAGUGAAGAAGAAGAACUACAACGUGAAAAGUAAAGGAACGGAGAAGUUGGAAACGUAAGUAAAAGUAAUUUAUUGUUUUAUCAUUAUUCGUUUCACGUUG